AUUGAUUUUAAUGCUUUCCCUAGGGUGACCUUCACAGAAACUCCUAAAGGCUUCAAAGAACUCAUUUGAGGCAAAAUAAAGGAAAUAAGCUGUGCCGAUAAAGUAAAAUGGAUCCUUGUUCAGUUGGAGUUCAGCUUCAAGCUACCAACGAGUGCCAUAAGACCUAUUACACCCGUAACACUGGCUUCAAGACUAAACAGGAUAUAUCUUCAUCUGACCUCCUGCUGCUUCAGCUUAGGACUGGCAUUACUCUCUCAGAGAACAACACAAUCUGCUUCCACCAUGCCAAAAUUUACAUUGAAAGAUUUGAAGACUUACAAAAAUCCUGCUGUGAUCCCUUUAACAUACACAGAAAACUGUCCAAGAAAAACCUGCGAGCAGUUGACUUAGAUGAUGCAGCUUUUCUGAGUGCCAAGUUUGGAAGACAGUUUGUUCCUGGUUGGAAGCUUUGUCCCAAAUGCAUGCAGAUAAUAAAUGGAACUGUGGAUGUGGAACCUGAGGAGCGACAAAGAAGAAAACUGGAUCCAGAUGGGCGUACAGCUAAGGCUUUAAAGUCACUCCAGUUUGCUAACCCAGGACGACAGACUGAGUUCACUCCAGAGACCAGUAAAAGGGAAAAAAGAAGGCUGCAAACAAAAAUAUCAAUGUUUAAUUCAGACAGGCAGGUGAUCCCAGCCAAGAGCAAGGUGUAUGACAGCCAGGGCCUGCUGCUGCACAAUGGGAUGGACCUGUGUGACUGCCUGGACGAGGACUGCCUGGGCUGCUUCUACGCCUGCCCCAAGUGCGGCUCCAACAAGUGCGGCACCGAGUGCCGCUGCGACCGCAAGUGGCUCUACGAGCAGAUCGAGAUCGAGGGGGGGGAGAUCAUCAGGAACAAGCACAUGGGCUAGUGUGUGUGCAGAGCUUCAUGCUGCCUGUGUGCUCCCUGCUUGCUGUCACACAGCACAGUCAGUGUUCAGCAGUGUGAUGAAGCUGUUGGAAUUUGUCACCAUCCGCUCUCGGUGUGAUUAGGGACGCAGCCAUAGUGCUGUUUCUCACACUUGAGUUACAUUGUACUGAGGCUUCUUAGUCGUCCAGGUGAGAUCUCACUGAACAGCUGUAUUCAAGUACAAGAUGCUAAAUUCUGAUGUAAACUAUCCUGAGCCACUCACUGUUCUUUCACUCAUUGUUUUAUACAAUGAACCAUCUCCGUGUAUCCCUCGUUUCUCCUUCUCAAAUUCAGGAUCUCCGUCUGUUUUAUGUGAAAUGCUAUGAAAGUUCUCAGUGAAUUUACAAGCAGCAUUAAUAAAGCUCUCUCUCUAGUAUUAAUAGUGAAUGCUGUAUCUUCUAUAGAGUAUUGAAGCUACAUCUGAUCAGUCCAAUCCUGUUCACUUUAAAAGGAGCCAAAAGCAUUUAGGUG
Molecule: messenger RNA, 1399 nt
Organism: Ficedula albicollis (Collared flycatcher)
Lineage: Eukaryota; Metazoa; Chordata; Aves; Passeriformes; Muscicapidae
Gene: ARL14EP
Product: ADP ribosylation factor like GTPase 14 effector protein
Exons: 3
Coding region: 108-890 (260 amino acids)
Cellular component (GO): intracellular membrane-bounded organelle
Source: RefSeq, a predicted model, not a curated record